AUGGCACCAGAAUUGUUAUCCUCGCCUCCAUCGCCCUUCAUGCUCACCAUUCCACCCCCUCGCCCGGUCUCCGUCAAUUCGUUGGCGAGAGCUCCGGUGUCUGCUACGAUCCCAUACCAAAAAGGCACCGGCACCCGAAGCACCAGCGCAGAGAUCCAGAUUCACGAUGAUUCAGAUGCUCCUACUGUGAUGCCGUCUCAGCUGGACUGCGAGACUCCCAUGGAUACUGAGAUGGAAGGUACACAGUUGAACGCGGCCGAGUCACACCCACGUCGAUCUGAACUUCGGUUUGAGAAUCUUCCAAUUGAGAUUCACGAGGCUAUACUGGAUCAUCUGUUCGGUGAAAGGGCGUCUGCUUUCACCACUACAGCGCCAGGGAAAUCAUCUGCGCGCAGUUGGACUAAAGCCCUACGUCAUCCCCGGCGAAAAGCACUUUCCAACUUAUCUCUUAUUGCGCGAGUAUGGAGACCUUUGGUACAGGAUCGUAUCUACAGACAUAUCAAAGUGAAAGGCACUAUGGAAGGACUGGCUGAAUGUGGGAGUUGGUUCGACGCGCACCCCUACCUUGCACCUUAUGUCCGGCACAUCGAGGUAUGGGUGCCUGUUUGGGGCAACCGUGCAAAUAAGAAUGCAUCUCACCAACUUCCCGCCCGACGCUUUAACAAUGAGGAUGCUGGAAUGGCGGAUGUGACUGCUCUCCUUCAGGCUACGAUGGCAUGGGACAAUCCCGACACGAACCAUAUCCACAACUACAACUACCACUACUCCAGUCACAACGCAACCAUGGAGGAUAUUUUCCGACAUGUCAAGGAAUACUUUCCCGAGGCUCGUAUUCUGACGCUUGAAGGUGGCCAUUGCAAGAAACCGCCCAUGAUUCGACAUUUUAGAAACGAUCCUUCCGGUCACUCGGGCAAGGAGCGCCUUACCCCCCUGCCCAAUAUCCAGACAUUCGUCAUGCGUGGUGCUUGGAACAUCAUGCGAGACUACCAACACUGGAACAAUUUGUCUCAAGCGUUGCCGUCGUUGCGGGAGUGGCACUGCACCUAUGCCAAGCCGAAGAUCGAGGGCUACGAGACCAUUUCCAGGGUUCUUAUGCGGCUAUCGCCGUCUAUCUUGCAUUUGAACAUUAGCUUAGAAGGCUUCUACAAUAAGGAAACUGGGCACUCCACUUUGUUCAGCGACAGCCCAAGACCACCACAUUUGUGCUAUUUGCUGGGUGAAGUUGCUCCCCGCCUUGAAUCACUCUCAUUUACUGGGAAAGUGUGUUCUUGCCUAUUUCUUGCCGCACAAAAAAGUCUACCCUCAAUGUCGAAGCUCAAGUCUCUAGACCUAGUGGUAAAGACUUGCUGCCGCGACCCCAGAUAUGACUCCGGCUACCCUUUCGUUGACGAUGUUUCCGGGAUCACGAACAUGAAGUUUAUUAGAUCCUUCGAGAGACUAGUCGUUGGAGCUGUACAGAGCCUUGAGAAUCAUCCGCUGCUCGAUUACCUGCGUAUUCGGUUUAUCGAUCUGGACUCCGCAUGUCCUCUGCUGAAUCCGUAUUUCCAACUCAUUAACAACCAGUGCUCUGGCCUCUGGAGCGAAUGGAUCCUGGAUGUACUUCACGAAACCCGACCGCAGGCAAGUUUUGUUCAACUCUGCGAUGGGAUAUAUCCUCAGUAUGGGCCCAAUGACCAGGUUGUUGGUGCUGUUUACCCACGCAUCCGGCCACAGAGUAUCCAUGCAUGCAUGUACAAGAUUAUCGCCGAUGCCUCAAAGCCGUAG
Molecule: messenger RNA, 1764 nt
Organism: Aspergillus wentii DTO 134E9
Lineage: Eukaryota; Fungi; Ascomycota; Eurotiomycetes; Eurotiales; Aspergillaceae
Exons: 2
Coding region: 1-1764 (587 amino acids)
Source: RefSeq, a predicted model, not a curated record